GUAGUUUUUCAGAAGGAAAUAAAAGCUGCUCAGUAUUCUGAAAGAGCUCAUCCAAGCACAACCAUGAAUCGGCUGAUUCUGAUUGCAGGUCUCUGUCUUUCUCUGGGCGGUUUGGUCUCCUCCUCCAGACUGGUGUGUUAUUUCACCAACUUCUCCCAAUAUCGUCCCGGCCAAGGGGAGUUUUUAAUUCAAAAUGUUGAUCCGAACCUGUGCACCCACCUGAUUUACGCCUUUUCUGGUAUAAAUAAUGCAAAUGAGUUGGUCACCGUCGUAAUGAAUGAUGAUACACUCUAUAAAUCCUUUAAUAGACUCAAACAGAGUAAUCCAGACCUGAAGACACUCUUGGCAGUCGGAGGCUGGAACUUUGGAACAGAAAUAUUCACAAGAAUGGCGUCAACACAAGCUAACAGAAAUGCAUUCAUCCAGUCUUCUAUCAAACUACUGAGAAAAUAUAGUUUUGAUGGACUUGAUUUGGACUGGGAAUACCCCGGUGCAAAAAGUAGUCCCCCGGAGGACAAGCAGAUAUUCACGCUGUUAUGCAAGGAACUUUUCGAGGCUUAUCAGGCUGAGGGAACAUCAACUGGCCGGCCGAGUUUAAUGAUCUCUGCUGCUGUGUCUGCUGGGAAAGGAACCAUUGAUGCUGGCUAUGAAAUCGCGGAGAUUGCAAAGUACCUGGAUUUUAUUAAUGUGAUGACGUAUGACUUCCAUGGCACCUUGGAGAGUGUGACUGGACACCACAGCCCCUUGUACAAGGGAUCCCAUGAGACCGGGGACAAUGUCUACUUAAAUACUGACUUCGCCAUGCAAUAUUGGCGGAACAAUGGCAUACCUGUCGAAAAGCUAAAUAUGGGCUUCGCAACAUAUGGCAGGACAUUUCAUCUGUCCACUCAAUCCAGUCAGGUUGGAGCGGCAGCGAGCGGUCCCGCUUCUGCUGGGGCUUUUACAAGAGAGGCCGGAAUUUUGUCCUAUUAUGAGAUUUGCACUUUUCUUAAAGGGGCCAGUGUUCAGAUGAUUGAGGACCAGAAAGUUCCAUAUGCCGUCAAACAGAGUGAGUGGGUUGGAUAUGACAACAAAGAAAGUUUUGCAACUAAGGUCAGUUACUUAAAGGAAAACAGAUUUGGAGGAGCUUUUGUCUGGACUCUGGACUUUGAUGACUUUAAUGGGCAGUUCUGUGGACAGGGAAACUAUCCCCUCAUCAGCACCCUCCACUCUCUUAUGGCCAUAAAUCCUUCUCCCGCUCCUACUGGAGAAACCCCAAAUCCAGUGACUCCGUCUACAAACCCAAAUAAGCCUCAGCCCACCACUCGCCCCAACCCAGAUCAUUUCUGUGCUACAAAGCCUGAUGGGGUUUAUUCCAAACCUGAUGCCCCAAGAUCCUUCUACAACUGUAGCCACGGCGUCACCGGGAUCAUGAACUGCCCGGCUACUCUGGUCUUUAAGGACAGCUGCAAAUGCUGUGACUGGCCCUAACAGCUGGCACAUUCAUUUAUGUUACAGAAGGUGUGAUAGCUUUAGUGAAUAUGAAAGUUCAUUUUAAAAUAGAACUCAGGUUCUUGUGAGACUAUUCACUUUUUAUUAAAUUGAAGAUCUACCGUAAUUAAUUCCCAUUAAUUACUUUUUUCUGUCUUAAACAGCUGAUUCAACCUUUCUCUAAUAGAUUAAACACACAAUUGUCAUCCUCAAA
Molecule: messenger RNA, 1684 nt
Organism: Gymnodraco acuticeps
Lineage: Eukaryota; Metazoa; Chordata; Actinopteri; Perciformes; Bathydraconidae
Product: acidic mammalian chitinase-like
Exons: 11
Coding region: 64-1470 (468 amino acids)
Biological process (GO): chitin catabolic process; carbohydrate metabolic process
Cellular component (GO): extracellular region
Molecular function (GO): chitinase activity; chitin binding
Source: RefSeq, a predicted model, not a curated record